Molecule: messenger RNA, 1209 nt
Organism: Anopheles coustani
Lineage: Eukaryota; Metazoa; Arthropoda; Insecta; Diptera; Culicidae
Gene: Eip63F-1
Product: calcium-binding protein E63-1
Exons: 5
Coding region: 80-625 (181 amino acids)
Molecular function (GO): calcium ion binding; enzyme regulator activity
Source: RefSeq, a predicted model, not a curated record
UAGAAGAGAAAAGCAAAAGAGACGAAAACAAGCAACAUCCAACACUUGGCAACUCGCAACCAACGGCGGCGGCGUGAAAAUGAGUCAAAAUUUCAUCAACCUUUCGGAGAUCCGAGAUCUGCGAACGGCAUUUGACCUGCUCGACCGCGACCAGGAUGGGCACGUGACGCCCGAGGAGCUGCAGUUUAUGCUGCGAAACCUCGGCAUCCACGUCCGCGACGAGCUGAUCGACGAUCUCCUGCGGGAAGCCAGUCGGACAGGUAACGGACUGAUAGACGAAACAGAGUUCCUCCAGUGGGUGGCAAGAAUACAGGCCCUGAAAGACGACAGCAACACCAGCAGCAGCAGUAGUAGUAGCAAUAAUCCCGCCCAGUCCGCCGACGACGAUCUGACGCAGGAUCUGGUGGCAGCGUUUCGCGUGUUUGACCGUGAUGGCAACGGGUACAUCACGCGCGACGAGCUCAAAUCCGCCAUGGACAUGAUCGGCGAGAACGUGACCGAGUAUCAGCUGAACGAGAUGCUGGAGCUGGCCGACGCGGACAAAGACGGACGAAUCAAUUAUGAAGACUUCCAGAACUUUUUCCUUAACAAUAUCGAUACAAUAGUUCCACCGCCCAAGAAAUGAGGCUAGAGGGAGUUCCGUUCCGUUGCCUCCUCCUCCUCCUCCUCCCCUGUGCUCCUUUGGACAACGCGAAAGUAUCCCGCGUCCUUGUGCGGUGUGGUUUGGCAAAGAGCACAUCCAAAGCGAAUGUAGAUGAAGUCGCAGAAGCAAAAACAAAUACCACGAACGAAAUGGAAUGGUGAACCCGAGCCCAACAAUUAUCGGAAGCCUCGAGCGGAGUUGACUUCUUCUUUGUAACUGUUUGUGCGUGUGUUUUUGUGUGCAAGUGUAUUUUUAUUUUAUCGAAGGAUGCAAAUGAAACCUUACUAGCUACCUACUUUAAUAUUUUUUCCUACCUAGAAAGUACAUAUAGCUAGUGUUAGCGAAGCCCGCAACGAACGACGGCAAGCUGGUAGCCGUUCAGUGCAAAAUAGUGUUGUAAGCAAACGGAAGUAUUACGAUGAGUGUAACUCAUGUUGACUGUGUGAAGCACAAGUGGUGCCACCUUCAGCUCUUCCUUCCGAAGAGCAGUUGAGCGCUGAAUCGCCAGGCGCUAAGAGGUGUACAGGACUUUUUGUUUGGAAAUAAAGCACCAGAAGCAGAUUGAA